GCGGGCUGUGCUCCGCUCGACUCGCAGCCCCGAACCGGUUUGUCGGGGCCAGCGCAGGGCACGUCCCGCGGCACCUCCUUGGCUGAGGAGGAGGCGGAGCCGCGGGCAGCAAUGAAGGGGCUGAGCCGCCUGCUCCGCGCCGGGGAGGAUGCGGCGCCGGGAGCCGCGGCAGCCAGCCACGACAGCCUAUUGCCAGAUGAGAGAGAAUUUCAAUAUGCUGCUAAAAGGAACAAUUUGGAAACCAUGGAAAAGCUAUUUAAAAAGAAUGUUAACAUAAAUGCUGUAGAUACUCUGAAGCGCACCGCAUUCCAUUUUGCUGUUGCAAGAAGUCAUAUGUCGGUGGUGGAUUUUCUUCUCCAUCACAAAGCUAGAGUUGAUAUGGCGGAUCAGCAUGGCCUGACCGUGAUUCAUCUUGCAGCUUGGACUGGAAAUCUGGAUAUAAUGCGAAAAUUAGUUAAAGCAGGCGCUGAUCAAAAGGCUAAGAAUGAGGAAGGAAUGAAUGUACUGCACUUUGCAGCUCAGAACAACAGUGUUAAAAUAGUUGAUUAUUUUAUCCAAGAUCUUCAUCUGAAUGACUUGAACAAGCCUGAUGGGAAAGGUAAAAAGCCAUUUCUUCUGGCAUCUGAAAAAGGCCAUGUUGACAUGAUAAACAAUUUGAUUACUCUGAAGAUGUUUACGUCUGAAAAAGAUAAGGAGGGAAAUACAGCAUUGCAUCUAGCAGCCAAAAAUGGUCACAGCGAAGUUGUGGAAAUUCUGCUCAAACAGUGGGAGGAAAUAAAUGACCUCAAUCAGAAUGGAGAAACUCCAUUUUACCUGUCUGUUGAAGGAGGUCAUGAAAAAUGUGCUGAAAUCCUACUGGAAGGAGGGAGUGACAUCAAUGUUUUAACUCAAAACAAUAACAGUGCUUUGCAGAUUGCAGUUCAGAAUGGACAUCUAUCCUUGGUUACUUUUCUUAUUGAUAAGAAUAUUGACCUGGUUCCUAAACCCGAGAAGAAUUCCCCUCUCCAUUUAGCAGUCAUCAAUAGUCAUCUACCAGUAGUAAAAAGCCUCUUGGAUGCCAAUCAUGAUAUAAACUCCUUAAAUCACAGGCAGGAAACCCCUCUACAUCUGGCAGCUGAUCUGGGCAAUGUGGAGCUGGUGGAAGUGCUGCUGAAGGCAGGCUGCGAUCUCAAGACCGUGGAUAAGCAUGGAAAAACUGCACUAGCUGUGGCAUCAAGGAGCAAUCACGCCCUCAUUGUAGAUAUGAUCAUUAAAGCAGAAAGGUAUUAUGCCACAAAACAGGAACAUCUAGCUCAUAGCGAUGAUGGGUCAGACUUCAGCUUAUCCUUCAAACAAGAUCAUAGUACACAGACCAAGCAAAUCCGUUCCUCCCUUUGGAAUCUAGCAUACAACCAGUUAAAACCCCAGGAAUGGAAAAAACUGGCCCUGUUCUGGAAGUUCACGGAUGAACAAAUUAAAGCUAUUGAAGAACAAUGGACAGGGAUAAAAAGUUAUAAGGAACAUGGAAACAGAAUGUUGCUCAUAUGGUUACAUGGUAUAUUGCUGGCUCAUCAGAAUCCUGUCAAGCAUAUAUAUGAAGACCUGGUGGAAGCAGGAUUUCAACCUGUAGCUGGUAAGUUGUUACAGAGGACAUUACACUGUCCUCUGCGGGACGGUCGUGUGGUGCCAAGGUCCCUGCUGGUGCUGGGAAGGUGUGACCCUGGCGGAGCUGGAGGACACUCUCUUCCUUUCUGGGACUGCCCUUGCUGGGUGGUGAGGUUGCUUGAGGAAAAGCAUUUAAGCAAGACUUAAGAUUUCUGAAGGAAGAUAAAAAUGUGCAAACUUUGCUUCCCUCCUUUGUCCUGCAAACAUGGUUGAAAUGUGAUUUGCCAUCCUUCAGUUACAUUAGUCUGGCCCUGUAAAAAGCAAGCAUUUUCUUCUACUUUGCAGAGAAGAUCAGAGCUGCGAGUAGCACUGACGUGGACUCCAGAAAAUGUGCAAUGUCGUGACUUCAUCAAUAAACCAUGGCAUAUAUGAUGGAACUGCAUGCCAGAUGGAAUUGUGUGACUUUUUCCAAGCUAGAAGCACUCGCACUCCUGAAAUAUUGGUUAAUUCUUUCUCCUAUGCUUGCUAUACAAUGAUUUAAAGAAUUUAAGAGUGAAUGGCUGGCUGCUAAGCAAGAACUACCCCCCUACAAUUUCUACAUCUGGCUUAACAUUGAUACACUAAUUCCGUAUUGGAACUGCAAAUUAAGCUGACAUGAAAUGCAAAUGAGAUGUUUUCUACAUGAAAGAAAUUAAAUUUAAUAAGUGAAAAUUAUGUGUGUAAAUCAACACGUCCAGAAAUAGGUUGGCACCUGGCCUCAUCUGGGAUUCAGGUUUUUAUAAAGUCUUGCUAGGAUUAUAGUGUUCCUAUCUGAAGAGGGUUUUUCUCUUGUUUAAUUAGUAUUAGGAUUAGCAUAAGUCUUUCUUCUUCAGCAUUUGAUUUAUGUAGUGAAAAUACACAAAAAUGUCAUGUCUAAAACCUUGUGUGGCUGCAGAAUUUUCUAUCAUGGCACAACCUUGUAUACAUAUUCAAAAAGAACAUUUGAUAUUUAAUGCUUAACACAUCUAGCAAUUAUUUACCUAUUUCUUGUUCAUGUCUAGAGUUAAUAUUUAGUAGUGUCUUGCUGAACAUGUUUAAAGGUUUUCUCAUUAUUGAAUAUAUUUCAUAUCUGAAAAAUUAUGUAAAAUGUUUAUCUUUGUAGUCUUCUGUAUAACAAAAUAGUAAUAGUUUUCUCAUGUAAUGGAAGAAUUGAAUUGCCUUGUCUGUCUAUAUGUAGCUAGCAUUAUUUUGUACCGAAUCUUAUUGUUUGUACUAAAAAGAUGACGAUCUGUAUCUUAGCCUGAAGUCUUACACCCAACUGCCCUCUUGCGUGUAGCCUGUUUUGACACGGCUGCAGAGCAUCAUAAAAAUAUGAAGAACAGACUGGUAAAUCCCCAGGUUUUGCAGUCAGGGAUCUAAGACAACAAAUUCUUAGAUACUGACAGGUAUGCAUCAAGUUCUGCAACGUUAGCUUGGAAAAUGAGAAUGUUUAACAAUUUGAUGGACUUGGUACCUCACCUGGGCCAAGUCUCACCCUGGGUGUGAAAGAUACCACCCUGUAAUUCUUCAUAUAAGUAUGCUGUUGUAGGAUAUAAUUAAAAUGCAUGUCAGCUACACUUGGUUGCAUAAG
Molecule: messenger RNA, 3193 nt
Organism: Harpia harpyja (harpy eagle)
Lineage: Eukaryota; Metazoa; Chordata; Aves; Accipitriformes; Accipitridae
Gene: ANKDD1B
Product: ankyrin repeat and death domain containing 1B
Exons: 14
Coding region: 112-1791 (559 amino acids)
Biological process (GO): signal transduction
Molecular function (GO): protein binding
Source: RefSeq, a predicted model, not a curated record